This is a messenger RNA of Penicillium cinerascens, 1032 nucleotides long. RefSeq names its product Short-chain dehydrogenase/reductase SDR. The transcript has 2 exons. Bases 1 to 1032 code for a protein of 343 amino acids. Lineage: Eukaryota; Fungi; Ascomycota; Eurotiomycetes; Eurotiales; Aspergillaceae. Gene Ontology annotation, biological process: secondary metabolic process. The record is from RefSeq and is a predicted model, not a curated record.
AUGGUUUCCCUAGCUCAAGUCCAGUCGUCCAAUGCCCAAAUCGCCACUGCGCUUCCAUCCGGUCUCGUCGCGGUCUUCGUCGGCGCGACCAAUGGCAUUGGCGAGUACUCGCUAAAAGAAUUUGCUCGUUGCGCGAAGCAUCCUCGCGUGUAUUUUGUCGGUCGCUCACAGGAAGCAGGCGACCGCAUCUCGAAAGAAUGUCGCGAUUUAAGCCCCGGAGGCGAAUUCAACUUUAUCAAAGCAGAUGUUAGCCUGUUGGAAUCCGUUGACGAGGUCUGUCGCGAGAUUAAACGCAAAGAGAAGGCUAUCAAUAUUCUCUUUUUGACUUGUGGCUCAGCCCUUACUCACGUUGACACAUCCGAAGGUCUUCACAUCUUCAUGGCGUUGGCAUACUAUGCCCGCGCCCGAUUCAUUGUCAACCUCCUCCCGCUCAUUCGACAGGCCCCAAGUCUUCGGCGAGUCGUCACGGUGCUGGCAGCAGGACACGAAGGCCAGAUCUUCAAAGAUGACUUCCAAUCUCGCAAUAUCCCAUUCCGCAGUGUGCGCGGACACAACGUCUCCAUGACAGAUAUGAUGCUUGAGCAACUCGCCAGAACUGCCCCUGAAGUCAGCUUCGUGCACGAUUACCCAGGUCCCGUGAAGUCGGGCUUUGGAAGAGAAACGAACAGUAUUCUGAUGCGCGUCGCGAUCACGAUUUUCAAAAUCAUCGGACCUUUGGUUUAUAUUCCUACCAAGGAGUCUGGAGAGAGGCACUUGUUCUUUGCGACUAGUGCGCGUUACCCGCCACUGGGCGUGGAAAGUGCGAAAGCCGGCGUGCCUGUGCCCAGCGGUGUUCCUGUGGCUGUUGGGACGAACGGGAAAGAAGGGAGUGGCGUGUAUGCCAUUAAUUGGGACGGAGAGAGCGCAGGAUCGAAGUCACUGGGUGUGCUAACGAAGAUGCGUGAUGAGGAUAUGGUGAAUCAGGUGUGGGAGCACACGGUGUCUGAGUUCAAGCGAGUCACUGGAUCAGAGAGCCUCAAUGACGAGGAGUAA